This is a messenger RNA of Mya arenaria, 2511 nucleotides long. RefSeq lists its product as uncharacterized. NCBI's taxonomy places the organism in Eukaryota, Metazoa, Mollusca, Bivalvia, Myida, Myidae. The transcript is spliced from 5 exons. Bases 1513 to 2511 code for a protein of 332 amino acids. The record is from RefSeq and is a predicted model, not a curated record.
CCGAUGAUUAUCUGACCGGACUGUGCAUUGCCGAUUUUACUUAUUGAUAUCAUUUGGAAUACUUCUGUUUUAAUCAUCAGUUCAGCAUGGUUUACUUUCAAGGAAUCGGAUUGGUCAAAGGUUUAUGUAACCUUUCUUAUGAUUGGUUCGUGGAUAUUUCGCUCACUGUUUCCCACGAUUUUCUGCAGUCAAGACGUGCUUCAUGCAGUCUUAGUUUUAGUAACUUUUAAAAUCCUUGCGAGUCUUUUUGAGGUUUGUUUCAAGGUAUGCAUUCCUAGUUUUAUCCAUGUAUUUGUCUGUGUUCUCGCUGAGAUGAUUUAUGUCAUUUUGUGUAGCGCUUUUAUUCGCGAUUGUCCGAGAUAAGGUGUUAUCCGAAAAGCGGUAUAUUAUUCUAUAAAAUAACAUAACAAUUGAUCUUUUCACUUAUCAUAUAAUCUAUGUACACUUACUAUUCUUUUAACUUACUUUUUAGAGACUAACUAACCAUUUCAAUCACUGUGAGUGAGGGGAGGCGUACUGAAGUUUUCAAUACCACAUAUUGGUAAGUACAGUGUAUGAAUGUUGUAUGUUGUAUACGCUGUACAAUGUUUUUGUAUUUGCUUUGACCGUUUGUCAUUGUGGUUAUAUGUUCUUUUGUAUUACAUUGUAUGCCAUGUUUGUACAUGUCAUUGUGUGUUAUGUGUUAUAUUGUAUAUCAGAUACAUAUAGGCCACUAGCAGUCUUUUAUCUCAUCUUCUAUUUAUAUAUGUAUGUGUCUUGAGUACAUUGUUUAUGUAUAUAAUAUAUCUUGCAGAUUACAAGUCUUCAGAACCUGACUUAAGUUGGUACUUAUAUCCCCGGAUUACCAUACUGUUAUAACUGGCGCCCAACGAAACCAAACCCGUACAGACCCCAGACAGAGUGAGUGACUACGGAGCCUGGAAAGAAGGAUCCUGGCUGACCCCGGACAGAGUGAGUGACUGAGGAGCCUGGAAAGAAGGAUCCUGGCUGACCCCGUACAGAGCAAUUCGUUGAAGAGUCUGAAGACGAGGAUUCUGACAGACCUGGGCAGAUUCCGUAGCUGAGAAGCCUAAAAACGAGGACGUUUUUUUUUAGGCAAGGGAGAACUCUUGUGAUAAAAGUGUGCUUGAUCUAGCUCAUGAGUCCUGUCAACAGUAUUUAUAUCAGGACUGAGGAUUAUGUGCAUUUAAUUAAGUAACAGUGCUUUCAUUAAACAGAGCAUAUAUUUUUUUAAGUGAGCUAUUACACAAACUUUGUUGCUUGCAACCAGUAAGCUGGAGGGAUCGAGGCGUAUUUCAGAAGACAUUACAAGGAGGAUUCACCAGUGGACCAGGAGGUUUCAGUGACCACGAACACUGUCAUUACUUUUAACAUUAUUCAAGUGCUAAAAUAUUUUUUUAUAAUUGCUAUAUUAACAAUUGUGCUAGUGGCUGUUAUUCACAAUUUGCGAGUGGAUUCAAAGUAUAAAGCAUUCUACUGAGGGCGUGAUGAAUACAAUCUCAUGGCAAAACAAUGGCAACUUAUGGCCAAUUAUUGAAGGAUAAGAAAGCACAGAACUGGGUCAAGGCUGCCUUCGCCCUCAAUAUAACCAAGGAGGGUCUACAGCCUCUGGUAGAGGAUGUGCUGACAUGCGUUCACCAGGACAUCUAUAACAACGUCAGAACAUCUAAGGGUCUUCCAGGCGGGGCAACAUGUGCACAAUGUUUCACCGAGAACGUGUUGAAUUGCCCUACUCGUGGGAUAUGCACCAGUACUAGAAACUGUAAAUUUCAUAACUCCCCUCAAAAGCUGUAUUCUCCGUGUCCAAACGGGAUUUGUAAAGGCGUCCAUGAUGAAAUAGUCAAACAUCACAGGUUUUCGGGACCAUCAUGGAAGAACACAAAUGCCGACAAAUGGUGUACGAGCCACUGGGAGAUCGGCAAGUGUUUCCUGCCUCCUGAUGGCUAUAAGACCGUGUCCUCCAUCAAAGACAGUGACUUUAACGGAGUGAUCAGCGUCAUGAUGAAUUGUAAGGAUUUCCAGAACAAGCUGUCAUUUAACGUUGCGACACAGCCAAAUUUGUUAACAGAGGUUCGGGACAUUGGUCGACGAGUACGCCACUCCAAUGACCAGAAGGUCAAGGACACGGAACUAGUGGACUUCCUGUUCAAGCUCCGCACCCUGCUGGAGGACAAGACUGAACUAGCAAACCGACCAGAAGCACAACAUGCCGUGGAACAGCUUAAGAAGCUGCAAACAGACGAUUUCAAGAUAAGCGCUGAGAACGAAGGAGAGAUGUUGAAGGAAGGAUUACGACUACGUUUGGCAAACCAUUACCGAACCACGUUGGCCGACAUGCCGAUAUCUCCCAUUCUUGGAGAAAAGAACGCAAAACUCAGGAAAUUCUACGUGGCACCGAAAAUUGUGGAGAAAGAUCAUAGAAAAAUCGGCGAAAUUGACAAGGGAGAAAGUGGUCAAGAAGUUGCAAAGUUUUCAGAUGUUUUCUUAAAAAAACGGUCAGUUGCUCAGUAA